Trichoplax adhaerens is the source of this 13878-nucleotide messenger RNA. RefSeq lists its product as uncharacterized. The transcript is spliced from 57 exons. NCBI's taxonomy places the organism in Eukaryota, Metazoa, Placozoa, Uniplacotomia, Trichoplacea, Trichoplacidae. Gene Ontology annotation, molecular function: ubiquitin-protein transferase activity; metal ion binding. The record is from RefSeq and is a predicted model, not a curated record. The coding region runs from base 1 to 13878 and encodes 4625 amino acids. Gene Ontology annotation, biological process: protein ubiquitination.
AUGUCUCAUUCUGAAGGUCCGUUACGACCAAGGUUGCGCCUAAAUAUGAAAUGGCUGAAAGUAAAUCUAAAGGAUUCGUUCACAAGGGAUGGUCUUAACAGCUUAUGGAAUGAAUUAGUAAGAAAUGAUGAAGUUAACAGAACAGAUGCUUGUUCAGAUACACGUUUAAACAGUUCAGGUGCCAUAGCAAGGAAAGGAAAAUCUGGUCACUUCUAUUGUGGACGUCGUGUUUUAACAUGUACAUGCUGCGACGGCUUUUGUGGGCCUAAUGAUGGAUGCAACUGUGGACCUUGUCGCCGAUUAGAUGGAGAAGAUAUAGAGAAACAAAGUCCCAUAACAUUAGAUGUGAAUAAAGUAAUUGACUCCUGGACUUGGGGUGAAAAGCCUGGAAUAGAUGAAUUAAAAGAUUUAAUUAAACAAAUUGUUAGAGAGCAACAGCGGUUAUGCGGUAAUGCUGCUAAUAAUACGCCGUCAUCUAACAGAAUUUAUCAGCGAAUGGUAGUUUUCGAACGUUACUAUACUGCGCAAAUGCAUAAUUUUCACAAUCGUAAACCAGCGAAAUUGCCCAAGGCUGAAAUAUCGGAUGCUUCGAACCAUGCAUGGAUUUCCAACGCCUUCAAUGACUCCAAUCAAGAUACAUCGAGCAUGAGCUUACUAACUCACGUUGGUACUCGAAUGGGAUUGUCUUUUAUGUUUGCUUUUCUUCGCAGGACGUGGCGAAGUGGCGAAGACGUUGAUGUCUGUAGUGAUUUCUUACAAGAGAGCUUGCAUAUACUGACGUCGCUGCCUGAUAGUUGUCUUUAUAAAUCAACUCACCAUGAUAAUCGUUGGAACGACGCUGUUGAAAUGACAAUGAAGUUUUUUACCUCUAUUAUAUUAAGUGAUGAUAGAACAACGAAAUCAACUUUACAUAUUCCGGCUGAUGAUUUGUCUACAGCAUUACUUAUAAUUUUUGAAUUGGCGAUGAAGCGUGCUUCUCUACAGGGUCUUUUACAAGGAGUUUUAAUACUUCUACGGUUAUGGGAAAGAAGUAGAUCAAGUACGAAAAAUUGGAAAAGGGCCCCUGUAGUACCUCUGCUUUAUCGGCUUCAGAAUAUUUCUAUGAAAAAGGAUGAACACUCUAAGAACAUUACAGAGGUCUCUGAUUCUGAAAUUGUCAGUCCAACGGAUUGUUUUCUUCGAUUUUUGUCUUUGCCAAAAGAUGAAAGAUCUCUAAUAGAUUUUCGCCAAGCAGCUGUUAUAAUUUUAUCGUAUUUAGAUAAAAUUUCUGAGCCUAACAGACCAACCGCGGAGAACUAUCAGCUCUCUACGCCAAAGACAGAGGUUUUAGGAUGGGGAAAUAUCAAUUGGUUAGGUGGAGAAAGCAACGAUGGAAGUCUAAAAAUUUAUGAGACUGUUGCUGAGUUGGGUAUCAAGCAGAUUAUGUGCUCUUCAGACAAUAUUAUAGCGCUUACUAAUAAUGGCAGAGUUUAUUCCCUGGCUUAUAAUGCUCGUUGUGAGGCUCCUGUUUUACUCGAUUCACUUAUUGAUAUCAAGAUUAAAAAAAUUGCAGCAAACGUGGAAGGAGAACAUUAUCUAGCUCUGUCGUCGGAUGGUUGCGUUUAUUCUUGGGGAUCUGGAGAUGGGGGUCGUCUAGGUCAUGGGGACAUUAGACGAGAACCAGAACUAGUUAAAGAAUUAGUUAACAAAAAGAUAACACAGAUCGCUUGCGGAAGUACAUACAGUGCAGCGGUAACGUCAAAUGGAGAGUUAUACACAUGGGGUCGCGGAAGCUAUGGAAGACUUGGUCAUGGUAACAGCGAAGAUCGUUUACUGCCUACUUUGGUAGCCGGUCUUAGUGGGUCUCAUGUGGUAGAUGUUGCUUGUGGAAGUGGUGACGCCCAUACGUUGGCAAUAGAUAAAGACGGUAUCGUGUGGUCAUGGGGUGAUGGAGACUAUGGAAAGCUUGGACGUGGAGGUAGUGAUUGUUGUAAGGUCCCAAAGGUAGUCGAGACUUUAAAACAUCAUAACAAAUAUAUCGUAAAUGUGCUUUGUGGGAGCCAGUUUUCUGUUGCACUGGGUAAGGAUGGUACAGUGUGGACUUGGGGAAAAAGUGAUGGUUAUCGAUUAGGUCACGGUACUCUUGAUCAUGUUAGAUAUCCUAAGAUGGUAGAAGGGCUGAUUAAUUAUCAUAUAGUUGACAUUGCUGUUGGUCCUUCUCACUGUUUGGCUCUUACCGAUAAUUGCCAAAUUUUUACUUGGGGUAGUGAUGUUCAAAAGUAUGCAUUAAGUUCUGAUAAUUACAAUAUGGAACCUACAUGCAUUUCUGCAAUAAAUAAGGAGUUCAUUGCUGGAGUCGCGUGUGGCCCCGCACAGAAUUUUUUAUGGACUUCUGGUGGUAAACUAGAGAUUGAAACGCAUUUGCCUUACUGUUUAGAGGUUUCUAGCGGAACAUUUGAGAAACUAAAUCAGUUAAUAGCAUUAGUUCAUGAUGGAUUAGAUGGGUCUUGUGAUUGGCCACCGCCUUCACAACAGCAAGAAUGUAUUGCUGUUGCAGCUUUAAAUCUGUUAAGACUGCAGUUGCAUGCUGCGAUUACCAAUGGUGUACCUGGAAUUGAAAUUGGUUUAGAUCCUCAGGGUAACUUACUUGGAUCCUUACGACAACAUUUGAUCGAUAUGGCAUCAAAUCAUGGGGUUCUUACUACUGUCCAAAACGCAGCUCAAUUAGUUCUGCAGACUGGCUGGCCUUUGUUGUUACCAAUUGCUGAAGGAAGAGGAAGAUCGUUAACGGAUAUAAUUAUAGAUGCAGGAUUAUCAAAGAACUGCGGUAGCGGACGCUGCUUUAUGAUUAACCUAUUGGUUAAUAGCUUAAUUGCUAAUGGGAUAGAAAAUAUUCUGGAAUCUGCAAUAUCUGUGGUUACGUUAGCAUUAAGUAGUAGAUUUGAUGAGCAAUUUAUAGAGCACUUAGCUAUUACCGAUGACGAAAAGCACUCGAACGAUAGUGAAGUUAUUUAUUGCAAUAGUAUCCUCUUAGCUCUGAGCAAACAUCUUAUUCAUAGUUUAUCAGACAUCGUUAUAAGCGAUAUGGUAAUAUUAUCGACGGAUUCUUGCAAAGAUAGAAAGGAAUUGCAACGCUAUGACAUUAAAGUAGCUGUAAAUCUUCUAAAUCAGUUACAGCGGAAAUCCUCUGCAAAAAAUAGGGAACUUCAUGCUGCGCUCAUGCUAUUGGAUUAUUAUCUUACGAGCUUAUCAGCCAGUGCUUGCAAAAUAUUUAGGAAAGCUGUUCAAAUCUUGAAAGAGGAGGAGCAGUUCUAUGGAGGAAUUAUUGAUCUCCUAACUAAGAGUGCUAUUGGUGUUUUGUUGCCCGAAUUGGUAAUAGAUCUACUAUUGUUACAGUCCCGUGUUCCGGAUAAAAUAUCAAAGUUAUCUGAAGUAACCUCCUUAAUUACUUUACUCAACGUCCUUGAUGAAUUUAAUUUGCUUGCAUCCGAUAUAUCAAAAGAAGAUGAAAGUGAUAUGACAUGGCCUGAAGUCUUGGUUAUCAGUGAGGAACUUAAAUAUAAUGAAGAUGUUCCAGUAAUACGGCUAGAAGAUAUUGAAAAUCAUAACAAAGAAGGUGGCGUAUGGACCAUUAUUAAUGGCAGAGUUUACGAUUUAAGUGAAUUCAUGCUACAAGCUCCCUGUUCGGAAGAGAAAUUGAAUCAGUACGCAGGUAAGGAUGCUACGGAAGUAUUUGAUAGCGCGGGCCACUCAGAAGAAGCAAAAGCUCUGAUGCAAGCUUUCUUUGUUGGGUUAUAUGCUGAGCCAGAAAACAUCGUGAAAUGUCGCGGAGUUCAGCCUGUUUCAUUGAUAUUUCUAGAUACGGAAAGGGCUCUAGGUCGUUUGUUAGGCUUACACGCGUGUUAUUUAUCAAAGAGUGGUAUAUUGACGCCGGAGGAGGAAUGCUAUGGGCCAUUACUAUCUUCAGAGUUUUUUAAAGGUGGGAUGAAUGAAUCCGUUCAUUCGAAUGCAGGAAAUACAUCUAGUACGGAAAACAAAGUAGAUGGCCCAUCUACUCUAUUUCUAACAGCCCUAGCGAAUGGACAUACCAAUGAAACGCAAGUAAAAAUAUUCGAUAACUUAAUUACUAAUUACUGUCAACGAAAACAUUUGAUUACUCCAAUGUCGUUAACCGGCGAUCAUCCACUGGAGCGUUGUGGAAAGAUCUUAUUGGCUUGUUUAAUAAAACAUCUUGGCCUUACACCAUUAACGCUUGCAAUAAUACAGAGGGAGCAAAUAUCUAUGACGGAAGAAUCUGAUAGAUUUGAAGGGAAGACAGCUAAUAAUUCCGUUGGCUGUAUGAAUGAAUUACCAACAGCUCUUGGAGAAAUUUGCAAGAUUGUUUAUCGUGCUAAAUGUGCAAUUAUUAGAGCUCAUCAAGAGUCAUCUUGUUCAUAUGAUGAGAUAUGCUCCACAAUCUUGGAGCGCUGUGAAUUUGUGUUAAACGAUUUACGGCCUGCAGUCCUAGGUAACAAGCAGCUAACAUCUCCCAAUCGAAAAACUAAUAGUUGCUCGCGUUGGAAAAAGAUUUAUUCUAAAUUAAAAUCCAAAGGCCCCAUCAAACCUAACCAUGAACAGGAUAAAAAUAUCUCCGAAUGCGACGUUGAUACAAAACAUAGCUCACAAACUGAAGAAAAAGUAGCAAUAGAAACAGAGAUGGCGCCCAUAUAUAAGGAAUCAAGUCUCGAUCUCAUUAGUGCUGAAAGCAUAUUAGCUGGAAAGUACAAAUGGCUUCAUCAAUUAGUUUCGACCGGAACCACAAGUCAAGAAUACUUGUCUAGAAGUAUCGUCAGCUUCGUUUUAUCUGAAGAUAAAGUUGAUAUUACCAAGCUUAGAUUUUGCUUAAGGCAACAGAUGAACAGAAUUGAGGAACGGCUGAAAGGUUCAGCGCUAAUGCUGUCUAUUCUGGCGCAAGACCAACUUAUAAAUUCUGUUAAGUUUAGCUCGUUAAGUGGUUGGCAGGGUAUCCCUUUGCAUAAUUCCUACAACAAGAUGGUGAUAACACAUAGCUUCGUAAAUACGGGUUUAGCUCCGCCGCGGUAUCAUCUUGACCUGCAAGAUAAACUUGAGAAAAUUCACGACUGGACAAUAAAUAGUUUAAAGGACAGUAUACUUGGUUAUUAUACUGCUGUAGAAAAGACUCAGAUGGGUGCUGCUUCUUCGGCAGAUGUUACGACUCCCGAUGUUCUCUCUCAUUUUCGAUAUAUAUUAAGCUAUUUCAGCAUUCUCUCUUCCGAAUUAUAUUCGAUUGACUUAAGCCUUUGCUUAGAUUCAGGUGUUUUAGCACUCACUCAGUCUAUUCUUAAUUCCCUGGGACCGCAGCUGUCCAACAAUGAUAAAGAGGUUAACGAAAAUGCUGUUGCAGCCGUAGAAGAGAACGUUAUUGCAUUUCGUCCUUCUGUUCCCAUCAACUUAUCUGGCCCUGAGAUGGCAAAAUUAAUGACCAAAGGAACUAGAGUAGUUCGUGGUCCAGAUUGGAAAUGGGGAGAUCAGGAUGGAGGACCCACCGGCUUAGGAACUAUUGUAGAUGAACUUGGAGAUGACGGAUGGAUUCGUGCUCAAUGGGAUAAUGGUAAUACAAACUCAUAUAGAAUGGGAAAAGAAAGCAAGUACGAUCUAAAGUUAGCGCAGUCUAGCAUUGGUGGAAACAUCACUGAUGAAGAAGAAGAGGAAGCGCACAGCAGGGAUAGUGGGGACUUGAGAAAAAAGCAUUCCGAUAGUGUAAAGGAUUUAAUACAUAGAUCAUGUUUAAAUCUACUUCGGAUAAUUUCUAUCUCUACCGGUAUUUUUGCCGAUGUCAUUCCAUAUCGAUCUGUGCGAAUGGUUUGUUCUUUAAUAGGCUCUAUUGUCGAGAACAAUUUCCAUUUUGACUGCGGAUUGUUCGAUCAACAAAAAACAUCGGCUCAAUCUUGGGCUUCGUUAGGCUUUAUACGCAGUAUUGCAGUAUCUACAUCAAUGUGUAAGGCUUUAAGCUCUCCAAAAAAUGUACGACUAAUUCUUACGAUGGUGAGAGGAAAUUCUAAUGGGCCUAGUUUACAAAGUCUGAACAAUAUUACCAUUUCCUCGAAUAGUAUAAUUCGACAGAUAUUAAGUAUCCGCCUACUGAAGAGUUUGUUGCCAUCAUUAAAUUCUGAAGUUGAAAAUGAAGUUGUACGUUGCCUUGUUGAGAAUAUUUUCAGUCUACUUGGAAAUGUGCUCUCCUACGAAGGAGAUAGCUCUCAUUUGAUCGAUAUUUCACAAUCGCGCAAGCGCAGCAAGAAACCUGUAGCUUCGUUGUCCGCAUUAUAUAAUACGACAAUAGCGGAAGAAUUAGUCUCAUUAAUCAGAUCUUUGCACUUUUUACCAUACUGGAAUAUUCACAUCAACAAUUUUAUAUGCACGAAAUUAAGUAUGGUUCCUGUCGCUCUCGAGAAAAGUGUUACAUUGAAUGUUUCAGAGCCAGAUUCGGAAGAUAAAAAAAGUGUAACUAUUAUGGCUUUGGCAGCAUUAUCGGUGAUUGGUGGAGUAGAUUGUCGGAUACGACUGGGAGGAACAGUUGUUCAUUCUGAGCAUGGGAAGGGUACCGUGAAACGUAUUGCAUCAUCUGGAAAAAUUACUGUUAUGUUCCAUGAUAAGAAAGAGUCUCGUAGCUGCUUCUUAAACCGUUUGAAAACGCAACCAAUGCAGGUCUUCAGCAUUGAACAAUUUUUUGUCACCGAAGCAACUUCAAAUGCAUGGAUGACACUCCUAAAGUUAGUUAUUUCAGAAAAAAAUUUUACAGAAAGUGAUGGCACUAUUAGUGGAGUGCGUGAUUUGUCACCUCACGAGCUUACACGUACUCAAAUUUGGAUGGCUUUACUGAAAUCUUUAAAAGUAUUAUUUGGUGCACGUGAUUAUUUUCGACGACUGCUAAUGCAAGGUCUCGUAGAUAAUACUAACAAACAGUUGGAAGAUGUGCAAGGAACGUUCCUGUUACAGCAAUUUCUUGAUACAGCGAUUGUCCCAUUACCAAUUAAAGCUACGUUUAACAGAGACGAAAUUGAGGCUGCCUUACUAUCUGUGUGCCAUUGUUUGGCUAGUAAAGUUUUUAAAAGGAAUAAAUUAUCUGCUGAUAAAAUAGCAAAUCGUAAUAGAGCUGUGGUUCAUAGAACAACUAACCGUAAGAAUAGUAAUGAAGCUCCGCCAUCGAAUAUAAGUAAAAAGUUAAUGGAAAUGGGAUUUUCAAAAUCCAAAGUAGAAAUGGCCUAUUCGGCUAUAAAUGACGUCGAUAGAUUAGCAGACAGUAGACGAGGAAAUCUGAUUGAAGCCCUGGUUAACUGGUUAAUUGAACAUGGAAACAUUGCUCCUGAUGGGAAAUCAAGUUCUGAUUCUACUGAUUCCGAUUCCAGUUAUACAGCAUUUGAAAGCGAGUCAACUGCAGAAACGAUAGAAAGUUCGGACGACUCUGAUACUAAAGCAUCCAGAUUAAUUGAAAUACGUAAAUUUUUAACGAGAUCAGAUUUUGAAAAUUCCGAUGAUUAUGCUCGGUAUAUACGAACUAAUGUGCAAAUUGGAAUGAAAGUCCGCUGCAUAGCCGAUUUUGAGGAAGUUAAAGAAGGAGAUAUUGGAAGACUGGACUGUGAUGGUUUACAUGAUUUAAACGUGCAGUGCUUUUGGCAGCAGAACGGAGGCACAUACUGGGUGCGAUACAUUCAAUUCGAGCUGACCCCAAUAGAGAUUACAGGAUCCAACGAUAUGGAAAUUAAUGUAGGUGACUACGUUCGCGUGAAACAAACAGUGCAAACACCAAAGUUCAAAUGGGGUUCAGUAACCCAUGAAAGCAUUGGCAAAGUGUUAGCAAUUACUAAUAAUGGGAAAGAAGUUAAGGUUGAUUUUCCUGAGCAAAGUGGGUGGAAUGGUGCGUUAGAUGAAGUGGAAAAAAUUCUCUCACGACAUCCUUCGAUUGAGGAGUGUUUUACAACGCAAAAUACUCAUGAACACGAUUUUGUUAGUUAUGAAGAUCCAAGUUCGGAACCUGUUGCUGCUCAUCGUCGUGAUCCACAUCGUAAUAAGAAGAAAAAUACAAAUACGGUAUAUCGCGCUUGGAAUGAUUGUGUUCGUAGUGUUUCGGUGUCAUCUAAUAGUAUUCAGGCAAAAUGUUUAUAUGAUGAUAAAGAAUCUACAUUUUGGCAGUCAUCUGGAAAACAAGGAAAGCACUGGAUACUAUUGGAAUUAAAUGCAAAUCUGCUUAUUCAUCAGCUAUCUAUUGAUAUCAAGCCGUCAGAUAGCAGCUAUAUGCCUUCUGUUGUAGUUGUAUCUGGUGGAAAUAGCAUGAUGAAUUUAAAGCCUCUUAAUACAAUUAAAGUUGGAGCACACGAUUUACGGAUUACAUUACUAGAAAACCAGUCGGAGGAAAUGAAACUUAUUGAGAUUGCUAUUCGCCAUUGUAAAUGUAAUGGAAUCGAUUGUAGAGUACAUUCUAUCAACAUUGCCUGCAUUCCUAACACCUGUGAACAAGUAGCCGUCACGGAUAAUUUUGAAUACUUAGCUGUUAGAUCUUCACAUAGAUCAGAUGAUACCUUAAGGAAUGAAAAUAAAGGCACAGGUAUCGAUAAUACCGAUAUUGAUUCGCGAGUGUUCGUGUGGGGCUUAAAUGAUAAAGGCCAGCUAGGUGGCUGCAAAGGUUCUAAGGUUAAAUCUCCUACUGAAAUGAAGAAUAUAGCUGCUUUGCGGCCUGUAUCUAUAGCUGGGGGAUCUAAAACUGUUUUUAUAGUCACAUAUGAUGGCAAGGUUUACGUAUCUGGAGAAGGCGCAAAUGGACGCUUAGGUUUGGGUAACACAGAAAAUAUCUCUAUACCUGUACAGUUAGAUACCUUGAACAUGCAUUUUGUAAAGAAAGUCACAGUGCAUCCUGGUGGGCGUCAUAGUCUCUGUAUAACACGGGAAGGUAAAGUAUUUUCAUGGGGAGAAGGCAUCGAUGGCAAGCUUGGCCAUGGCGAUGUAACGUCUCGCUUGUCUCCAACUUUAAUAGAAGCGUUAGAAUCAAAAUUAAUAGUUGAAAUUGCGUGCGGCAGUUCGCAUAGUGCAGCGGUAACUGCCGAUGGUGAACUGUAUACAUGGGGGUUGGGAGAUUACGGUCGCUUAGGACAUGGAGAUAGCAAGACUUUACAUAUACCCAAGCAGGUAAAAGCAUUACAAGAUUAUAAGGUAAUUGAUAUUGCCUGCGGUAGUAGAGAUGCGCAGACGUUAGCUCUGACUGAUAACAACUGCGUUUGGUCAUGGGGAGAUGGUGACUUCGGCAAACUAGGACGAGGAGGAAGUGAAGGAUGUAACAUACCCCAAAAAAUUGACGCCUUAUGCGGACGGGAUGUUUGUAGGAUUGCGUGUGGUGCACAGUUUUCAUUGGCAUUGUCGACAACGGGUAAAGUUUGGACUUGGGGUAAAGGAGAUUACUAUCGAUUAGGGCAUGGAAAUGAUUCACAUUAUCGGUCUCCUCAACUAAUUGAGGGUCCACUUAAAAAGAAAAGAAUUACGGAAAUUGCUGUUGGUGCUUUACAUUGUUUAGCUGUUACUGAUACUGGAGAGGUGUAUUCAUGGGGUGACAAUGACCAUGGUCAACAAGGGAAUGGUAAUACUACUGUAAAUAAAAGGCCCCAGAUUUGCUUGGGAGAACUUGAUGGAGUCAAAAUAUCGCACAUAGCUUGUGGUUCUUCACACAGUAUUGCUUGGUGUGGUAACUUGCAGUUAACUGUUUCAUAUGUGCCGGUUCCGAUGCUAAGUGUUAAAGAUCCUCUAGGUUCAAGUUUCAUGAAGGAUAACGAAAUCAUGGCUAUCGAAAAAAAUAAGUCAGAAUCUAGUAUUGAUAACCGUCCUUCGUUGUCAAAGAUACUCAUAUCCAAGACUGCAAAAGAACAGAUAGAGUCCUUGAGAUUACUAUUGCGAUCCCUUCAAAUCUUUUUUGCACGUGAUGCUGUUGUUGAAGCGUUAUCUGAUUCUAGCAUUCAUACGAGUAGUUUGCUACAUUAUGAACCCGGUAGUUCAAACCUGGCAGAAACCAGAAUAUCAAGUGAUCUUGAUGAUUUUAUUAAAUGUAUGAAUAAGCAGAAUCUCCGUAAGCUGGUCGAAUUACUCAGAUUGGCCGCUGUAGGUCGUACUGGUAGCCGUGGUAAAGAAACCAUCUCGAACCUACUAUCAACAUUGUGGCGCAGCUACUUAGGAAUGUCAAGUUCGUUAUUGGAUAUGUGCGUUCAUGAAUUAGAAAGAGUUGUAGAAAAUGCAAAAUCGAGAGAUGUCCUAAUCAAACCUAUUCAUCAAGAAAGUGAUCAUCCAUAUCAAGCAAAUUGUAAUACCUCAGCUAUCGUCAGAAUAACGGGCGCUGACUUGCUUCGAGUUGAAUUUGAUCGUCGUUGCGGCACUGAUAGCCGUCAUGAUCUCCUGACAAUCUUGGACCAAAACGAUAAUAUUCUUUCUGCGAGAUCGGGACGAGAUGGAAAUGACUGGCUAUCUGAACUGAGAGUUCCUGGAGAUACUCUUAAAUGGAAGUUUGUCAGUGGAACUUCCGUUAGUGGCUGGGGAUGGCGAUUUGUAGUCAGUCCUGUAAUUGAAUCAAAUAUUCCGAAAGUUUCGGUACCAGAUGAAACUAUUAUAAGGCAGCCUUCGUUUGAGCUAGUUCGAUGCCUCUUUCGCUAUCAAUUAAUUGAGAAGACUGCUAACAUUGUACAAAUCAAAGAAAUAAUGAAGCUACUUGCAGCUUGCAUAAAGUUUAAUACCCUUACUACGGCUCAGAGAACUUGGGCGAUAAAGCAAUUACGAGAACUUAUACAUUUGAUUAAGAAUGAUCGUACCAGUAACUUGCACACGGAUAAUGCCUCUAAUGGUUACUUUAUGAAAUUGCUUAAUGAUAGCAAUAGUCCCCUUCGUCCAUUAUUAUCUUAUCUGCCGGUGGCUCUACUUUCCCAGUAUACCUAUGAGGAUACACUCAUUAAGAGUGGGAAGCAGCUCACUCAUAGUGUUUUUUUCAAAUCCUUAGUAUUACUUGGAUGUGAUCUAACAUUUGAUAAGAAAAUUUCGGAAGAGGAUCAGGAGUGGUCAUGGUUUCGUUGCUUUUGUAAAGCCCAUCGCGUAGGAUUAAACAUAAUUCGAAGGGAACCAAUUCCAGAAAUGUUUUUAAAAGAAGUCAGGUCUAAAAUUUCCGAAUCUUAUUCUGAAUCUGAAGCUGAUAUUUCCAAUUUGCACGAAGAUCAUAAGGUGUUUUCAGGCGAACAAGACAGAGAAUUACUGCAAUGGUUAUACAGCCGACCAGACGACUGGAGCCUAUUAUGGGGAAGUAAUCACAAAUUUUAUGUAUGGGGUCAUAACCACAGAGGUCAGCUAGGUGGUGUGCAGGGUACUAAAGUAAAAUCUCCUGUAAUUAACGAUAUCAUCGCAGCUUUAAGACCGACAGCUGUAGCAGGCGGUGAGCAAACACUGUUUAUAUUGACAAGUGAAGGAAAGGUUUACGCAUCUGGAUUAGGUGGUAGUGGCCGCCUCGGAAUUGGUAGAAGUGAUAACAUCGUUACUCCAGUGAUAAUCGAACCUUUACAGCAUCUUAAAAUUGAGAAACUAUCCGUUCAUUCUGGCGGGCGACACGCGAUGGUAUUAACGUCUAACUUCGAAGUUUUCUCGUGGGGUGAUGGUGAAGAUGGGAAAUUAGGCCAUGGAGAUAAAUUAUCAUCUGAAACGCCUCGAAAAAUUGAAGCACUAUUAGGGAAGCAGAUUGUGCACAUUAGUUGCGGAAGUUCACAUAGUGCUGCCAUAACGUCUAAAGGGGAGUUAUAUACGUGGGGUAAGGGUCGUUAUGGUCGAUUAGGACAUGGUGAUGGCGAUGAUUGUCUGAAACCAAAGCUACUAGAGGCAUUGAAGAGCUAUAAGGUUAUUGAUGUAGCUUGCGGUAGUGGUGAUGCUCAGACACUUGCUAUUACCGACGAUGAUUGUGUUUGGUCGUGGGGAGAUGGCGAUUACGGAAAGUUGGGUCGCGGUGGUAGUGAUGGAUGCAAGAAACCUCUUCGCAUUGAAUCGCUAAUUGGGAUGGCUGUGUGUAAGGUCGAAUGCGGCUCGCAGUUUUCCGUAGCUCUUACAAAGAAUGGCGAUUUGUAUACAUGGGGGAAAGGCGAUUACUAUCGAUUAGGCCAUGGCACUAAUGAUCAUGUACGUCGCCCUCGCAAGGUUGCUUGUUUACAAGGUAAACAAAUCGUAACUGUUGCUGCCGGAUCAUUGCAUUGUGUUGCAUGCACGGAUGCUGGUGAAGUCUUUACGUGGGGAGACAACGAUGAAGGACAACUAGGAAAUGGCACUUUGAACCCAAUACCGGAGCCAACUCUUGUUACGGUCCUAGAGAAUGUGAAGCUUAACCGAGUAGGAUGUGGUUCUGCACAUAGUUUUGCCUGGUCGACAGAAGCCCCUAUUGAUAUUGGAUACAUGCCAAAUCAAAUCCCUGUUGAAUUUAAUCAUUUGCACCAUUUACCACUGCCCGCUUUACGAAAUCGUUUAAUAUUACUUCAUCGGUUUUCUAGUUUAGUAGCGCCAGUUAUCAAUAUGUUUAAUCUGUGUCAAGAGGCAAGUAAUGACAUUACUUGCAUAACAUUAGAUGCUUUGAAAGAUAUUUUGGUAUCAACCGUCAAGGAAAAUAUCUUCAAUAAGAUUAUUCAAGCUACUAUGAUUAGGGAUAGGCAGCAUGGUCAAACUAUAGAAUUAAAUAGAAUACAGGUUAAACGUUUCAAUGGAAAAAAUAAGACCAGCGGUAACUACGAUAGUUCUGUAUUUUACCAAGUUAGUACUGCAAUAUGUGCCUCAAAUUCAGAUAAUCUAUUGCUACCUCAUCGAGUAUGGAAAGUUAAAUUUGUCGGUGAAAGUGUCGAUGACUGUGGUGGUGGGUAUUCCGAAUCUAUUGCUGAAAUAUGUGAUGAAUUACAAAAUGGAUUGCUUCCUAUCCUUAUUCCAACUCCCAAUGGACGCGAUGAAGCCGGUGUCAAUCGAGAUUGUUUUAUAAUUAAUCCAGAAGUACGUCCAUCUCAAUCGCACCAAUUCAUGGGUACUUUAAUUGGAAUCGCAAUACGUACCGGGAGUCCAUUGAGUCUGAACAUAGCCCAACCAUUUUGGAAACAGUUAACCGGACGCCUAUUAUCGCUUAGUGAUAUCACAGAAAUUGAUAAAGACUAUGUGCCUGGGUUGUUGUGGAUUCGUGAUGCUAACCCUGAAGAGUUUGAAAUAUUCGCUUGUAAGGAACCAACGUUUAGUACUCCAAGUGCUAGUGGUAAAGAAAUGCAUCUUUCCGGUGAACAUUCGCGAGUUACUUUAGAAAAUAGACAUGAAUACGUUGCUAAAGCAUUAAAUUAUCGUUUGCAUGAGUUUGAUGAUCAUAUUGAUGCCAUCAGAGAAGGCAUGUCCAAGGUUAUACCGGUUCCGUUGUUGUCUUUAUUUACUGGACAAGAACUAGAGCGUAUGGUUUGUGGAAAUCCGGAAAUACCUAUAGAUUUACUGAAAUCGGUAUCAACUUUUAAAGGGGUUAAAAGUGAUUCACCAAUAGUGCAAUGGUUCUGGGAAGUAUUAGAAGGUUUUUCCAGUUAUGAGCGUUCGUUAUUUCUACGCUUUGUUUGGGGUAGAACCAGAUUACCACGUACUAUAGCAGACUUUCGUGGUCGUGAUUUUGUACUUCAGGUAUUAGAUAAGUAUUCUCCACCUGAUGAUUUCUUGCCAGAAUCGUAUACGUGCUUCUUCUUACUUAAAAUUCCGCGAUAUUCAUCCAAAGAAGUUUUACGUGAAAAAUUGAAAUACGCAAUUUACUUUUGUAAGUCUAUCGAUACUGAUGAUUACGCAAGAAUUGCCCUAAAUGUCGACAUGACAAUGGAAGAUGAUCUAAUUUAA